Molecule: messenger RNA, 1756 nt
Organism: Paramecium pentaurelia
Lineage: Eukaryota; Ciliophora; Oligohymenophorea; Peniculida; Parameciidae
Source: the annotation of a GenBank genome assembly
AUGGGAGUUUGUACCUCAUAAAGUCAACCAAAGAAAGUAAAGCAACAUAAACAUUAAUCUGUAACCAUGCCACCUUAGUAGCCACUAACUACAAGGGAACAAAAAACUGUUACAGUGUAAUUUUAAGAGCCAACUUCGAUUCAAAGAAUUACUACACCAGUUCGUCGUGUUUCACCUAAUCAAGCAACAACCCCUGUCAAAAAAGCAUCACCAAAUUAAGCAACAACUCCAGUUUAAAGAGUUUCUCCAUCUUUGAACUCAACACCUAAAACAAUGAUUGUCUAAUCAACAUCAUAAUAAUAAGAGAAAACCAGAAACGGAUCAUUACUAAAUAUUCCCAUGUAAAGAAUGAGUACAAAACCAGGCACAAAAUCAAUCUAAUCUCCAGCCUCUAGAAAAUAUUCUGUUGUUUCUGGAUAAAAUCACAGUAAAUGUUUUGUCUAAUUAUUUAAGAUAAUCAUAGUAAAACGGUCAUGUAACACAAUGAGACUGGACAAUUGGUGCUAGUAGAAAUGCUUAAAUUUGAGAAUAGAAAUCAACAAUAUAUUGACAUGUUAGAUGAACUUCAAUUAGUAAUUUUCUAUAAAAAUAUCCAUUUUAGAACCAUAUGCAUAUAGUUAAAAUUGUAGAUAUUCAUAUCGAUUCACAUAAAAGAAAUUAUUAAGUUGUUUAUGAGUAUUGUCAAGGUGGAACACUCUCAAAGUUUCUAGAGUCAAACAAAUUGGAAUAUUAGACUAUUGGAUCUAUAUUUUAUUAAAUGGUAGAAGCCAUAGCAUAUAUACAUUAAUUAGGUUACAGCCAUGAUGAAUUAACUAUUGAUAGUUUUUCAAUAUUUGAUGAUACUUCUACACCCUUUAUCAAAUUAUCAGAGAUUAGAAGCAUCUAUUAAUUUAUGUAUCCUAAAAAUUCAUUAAAUUAUGAACCACCUAAUUCACCUAAUCAUAAUCAUUAAAAAGAUACAGGUAAAUUCUAAAAUAUACAAACCAAAAAUAGAAGUUAAUCAAAUGAUGUUUGGGCAUUGGCUAUCAUUGUUUUAUAAUUAUUAAAUUAAUAAUUUCCUUUUGAUAUUGAAGAAAUUAACAAAUUCAAACCAGAAAAAGUUUAUGCUAAAUAAUAAUUAGAUAUCUAUCCUCUUAUAAUUGAUAUGCUUAGACAUAACCCUAAUGAGAGAUUGACAUUAGAUAAAUGUUUGCUUCAUCCUUAUUUAAUGAAUAUGAAAUAGAUUUAACCUAAAGAUUAUUUGUAACCCUUUAUAAAUAUUACAAAAUCCAAGAAUAUGACUUAUCUACAUAAAUGUCUAUUUCAAUAUCUUCUAUCCAUCUAUGCGACUGAUCAUUUAAAAGUAUUAACCAAACUAUUCACUAAUGCAGAUCUAGAUAAAGAUAGUAAAUUAAAUGAACAAGAAUUAUAAAUACUCUUCAAUGAAAAACCUGAAGAAUACUCAUUCAAUAUUUCCGACUUUGUUGACAUAACUCUAGAGGAUUUUCUAUUAUUGGCUGCUGAUAAACAAUUUGUACUUACUUAGGAUUGUCUCACUUAAAGUUUUAAGACUUUAUCAAAACCUUACAAUUACUUAACUCCAAAAUUAAUUUGUAAGGUCAUUACAGAUUGUGAUGAGAUUAAGCUCUAAUAAGAUUUUGAUGCAUUUAACUUAAAUUACUCAGUAAAUAUUAUAUAUUAAUUUCAAUUUAGUUUUAAUAAUAAGAAUACGAAGGAUUUCUCAUCAAUUAUCAAUCUCCUAAACCAAUUGUUUGAA